Molecule: messenger RNA, 2281 nt
Organism: Punica granatum (pomegranate)
Lineage: Eukaryota; Viridiplantae; Streptophyta; Magnoliopsida; Myrtales; Lythraceae
Source: RefSeq, a predicted model, not a curated record
UCUUUAAAAAAAAUCGUUUUGAUCUGACGCGGCAAUCGCCGGUUCGUCAGAGCCGCCGCCCUGCUCCGCCGCAUUCAGGCGGUUCUGCUCUGGAGAAAGCAAAGGAGAGCUUCGCGGGGGUGCCGAGCUGAUUUUCGCGCCCUUCCUUUAUUAUCAUUAGUUGAAUCGGCCGCCCCCUUAAACAAAUCACAAGCGAAAUCCGUUUUAUCGUCUCCUCGGCGAAGCAAAACUCCCCUGGUCCCUGAGAAGCUGAAACUCAUGGAGCCAUCUCUAUCUCUAUCCCCAUCACCAUCUCCGUCGACGGGCGACCACGGCUCGGAAACAGAACCAGCGACGUCGAUCACCGACCUCGAUGUCGACGCACUAGCACACUGCACCAGCUACCUGAGCUUGCAGGACGUAUCGAACAUGGCCAUGUCCUGCAAGUUCCUCAACCGCGUCGCCUACUCCGACCUUGUGUGGCACCGUCUCUACAGGGAGCAGUGGCCGCAGCAAUUGCCUCCCAGCUUUACAUCGGGAGUCCGUGAAGCGUAUUUGGAUCGGGUUUCUGCACUGCAGCAGUUUAAAUUCGUCGAUCCCUUAGUCGCCGACUUCUAUACUGAUGCAAAACCUUACCAACACAUCUUAUUGGACAAGAAUCUGAUGGUUCUUUCUCAGGGCUCAUCGAUACAAAUGAUGAAGAUUGAUAGCUUCUUGCAUGGGCGGGAUUUUGUUCUCCUCCUUAAUGAUCACAAGGCUAGAGUUACUUGUACAAGACUUUUCCCCUUUAAUGAAACCUCCCUAUCUCGUAGUGAGUCACAGAGCAAAGAAAAGAUCCUUGUAUCCUCGAGUUCUGAUCAUUCCAUUCGGCUAUGGUGGAAGGGUUCAUGCCAACGAUGUUUCAGAGGUCACAAUGGUCCAGUUUUAACCCUGUCAGAUAAGUUAUUGGGUGAUGGAAGUGCCAAGUCAUUGGCGAGCGGAGGGGAAGAUGGUACCGUCCGCCUUUGGUCACUUAGUUCCAGUGGAAAACGAGGACAGCAGGCCUUAAAGGCCACAUUUUAUGGGCACGAGAAACCAGUGAAAUUGGUAUCAGUCGCUGAGUAUAAAACCUCUCUUUUGGUGUCCAUUUCCAGAGAUUCUAAGAUACGGGUUUGGGAUGCAACCGCAUCUUCUACUGUUCGGUCAUCUUGCUGCGUGGGAAUGACUUCAGUCCUUGGCACUCCAGUAAAUAUGAAGUGCCAUGAGUCUCUCCUGUAUGUUGCUGCUGGAACCCACGUUGUUGCAAUCGAUUUAAGGACAAUGCAAAAAGUUUCCACCUUAGCAGUUUCAAAAUCAAGGCUAUGCUCAUUUGAGAUCCUGCCCUUGAAGUCAUCACUCUGCACUGGUGAAGAUGACAGAGCAAUUUUGUGGGAUAUCAGGAAAAACCAGGCCAAGGCAAAAACAGACCCUGUAGCUGAGUUGGAUGGGCAUAUUGGUCCUGUGAUCCACCUGCAUAUGGAUCCACAGAAGAUAGUUACGGGAACUCAAAAAGAUGUUAACAUCAAUACUUGGGAGGCUGGCACGGGAAACUUUACGAACUCUUUGACUUGUUGCACCCCUGAGGAAGUGGGUCCUUGUCUUGGGUGUUCUGCAAUAGCCGUGGAUGGUUACCGAAUUGUUACUGCUGCAAAUGGAAAGGAAGGCGGAUUAUUACGCUUUCGGGAUUUCAAAAAUGCGAGUUGUCCAGUCUCAGUUCAUGGAGAUGAGCAGUCAUCAAAAUUCUGGGAUCCUCCUGAGUCAUUGUAUUCUGAGAAUGAUGAUUGAGGUUGCUGAAUAGUGUUUUUCUUUGUAUAUAUAUUUUGUGUUGUCCCUUGAAAUUAGCCUCAAGUCAAUAAAAUUUCUUAUGAGAUCCCAAUAUAAGGACAUUGAUCGACAUUCGCCGGCCUGCCACAACUUUUGCUAAAUCAUGAACGUGUUUGGUAUAUUCCCAUGUGUAGACUGCCCCAAGAAAUGCAAGCAAAAAGCUGUUGGCUCUCUCAAGAUCUGAAAGCAAUUGUGUUGUCCUCUGUUGAUCCUUUUCGGUUUCCAGUGGAUGCAGAAGGGAAUGUACGGUACGCUAGUUGGUGAAUAUCCAAUCUUAGUGUAAUUAAGUCGUGAACUCUAAUGAAGCAAAAAGCCGCUUAUAUUGACAGAAUGGGGGAAAGUAUUAUUUAAUAGACAGGAAUUUUACGUUUUCUGAUCAGAACCAAUAGGAUUACAUCCCGUUCUGUCGGUCGAUCAGCCAAAAGGAUCUACAAAUUAAAUGUAUCCAUGCAGUUUUCUC